Messenger RNA from Scheffersomyces stipitis CBS 6054, 1896 nucleotides. It is a transcript of the gene GPI1, whose product is annotated as phosphatidylinositol N-acetylglucosaminyltransferase. Bases 1 to 1896 code for a protein of 631 amino acids. Gene Ontology annotation, biological process: GPI anchor biosynthetic process. Lineage: Eukaryota; Fungi; Ascomycota; Pichiomycetes; Serinales; Debaryomycetaceae. The record is from RefSeq and is a predicted model, not a curated record. Gene Ontology annotation, cellular component: membrane; endoplasmic reticulum. The transcript has 2 exons.
AUGACUUGCAGUUCUGAAUUACAGAUAUACUUUCCGCAUGAUCUUAUUAGAACAGUAUCCCGAUCUAAUGUCACUAAGAAAUGGUAUCUUGUUGGUUUCAACAUCAACAAUAUAUACAUAGUUGUCCAAGUGGUUCAGAGGAAGUACUUGAAUCUCAAGAAAUUGCCCCCGGCCUUAAAAGGAUUAGUCAUCAUUGGUUCCAUUAAUGAUGAAGCAAACAAGUACGAUUUGUCAUUGGUUUGGUCAGAGAAUACCAAAUUGCCUAUUAUUAAGAAUCGACCAGAUCCCGCUUUUAUCAUCAUAUUCCAACCACCCAACUUCAAAAACUUGGAAUACUUCUCUAUAAACCCCAUCUUACUACAAUCUAUGGGAAAUGACCUUGUGAACUUUGCCAGUAACGAGUUAUCUGAGAAGUUUUGUAGCGUGGAACCUAAAACAAUCACUUCCAAGAAUCAAAGCUUUAUAUCGGAUGACAAGAUUCUUCAACGAAUAAACCGGAUCGUCCAGUACAGAAUAGAAUUGCGGAACUGGUUAGGAGAAUCUCAUAUUGUUAAUUUCGAUCCGUCGUCGUAUUCUUUUCUUCUCGGUAUCUUAAGAACGGUAAUCCGGAGCUUGCAAAUGUUGAUAAUCUGGUUGAUCUGGAUAAUUAACUUGAACACCUUUGGCUUUAGUCUUGUAUCGAUAUCUAAGGUAUUUCGCCAACUUGAUUUACGACUCAAACAACUCAAUUAUUUUCCCGUUCAGUUCCUCUUUUACUACGACCGUUCGAUUCUACUUGGUGAUCUAGAAGAAUCCAAUCUCGUGAAGGAAUUACAACUCCCGAUCUUCAAUUCGAGUUUAAACAUCAACAAUUCCAAUUACAUCAACUUGUACAACUCUAUCUGGUUGAUAUUUAAUGACAUCUUGUAUGGUACAACCUUGUACAGAAUCAUAAUCCUCAACUUUGACAAGAUCAUCAAAUUUUUGCAUACAACAGUAAUUGAAGGAUUCCUUUUCAACAACUUGAUGGAAACCAUUGCGUGGGUAUCUAUAAAGCACCCGGCCGGUUUUAAGUUGAAUAAUGAAUUGGGUCAGUUCCUUGGAGAUUUGUAUACUUGGAUAUUAAGAUUCUGGAAGUUUUUUGUAAAUGAUUUUGCACAGCAGAACCUAGUGCCAAUGUUGAGAGGUGAUAUAGUCUAUUCGUUGAAGAAUUUGUUAUUUAUACUUUGCUACCUCGGGGGCAUAUCCUUCUUGUUGGGUUUUAUUAUUGAUAUCGUCAAUCUUUUCACCCUUCAUAUCUACUUCUUCUACUACAUUUCGACGAAGAUUUACAGACGUCAGCUACAAGUCAUCAACUCCUUGUUUCAAUUGUUCAGGGGUAAGAAAUACAAUGUGUUGAGAGAUAGAAUUGACAAUUUAAAUAACUAUGAGGAUAACAAUGAUUUCGAAAUUGACAGAUUACUAUUGGGUACUUUGUUUUUCAUGGUGUUGAUAUUAUUGUUGCCUACGAUUUUUGCAUUCUACUUGUUGUUCUUCUUGAUGUGGCUCUCGCUCUUGAUGACUUUGAACCUUCUUGAGAACCUACAGAUUCUCGUUUCAUUUACGCCUUUGUUUGUUAUUCUAUUAAAGAUGAAGAAUUCAAAAAGACUUCAGGGAGGAAUAAAUUUCAGCUACAUUGGGUCUAGCGGAGCCACUAGCUAUAUCAGCAUGUCCAACAAGUCAUUGUCCUACAAUGAAAUAUUCACUAAUUAUAUCAAAUUAUUCCGAAAUGCGAAAAACUUCAGGGAAUCAAUAGUACAGCACUUUUUCUCGGGCAAGGUCAUCUCAAUCAAAUACAAUAACGACUUGAAGUUUCAUUACUUAAUGUUGCCCAAAAAUCAUGACAAAACAAUAAACAUAUGGAAAUAUGUUAGAUAG